UACACGUCAUUACAACCUAUAUAUUGACCAACAGUUAGUCAAAAUUCUUGCAGUUUGCAUACAUACUGUGUUGCUUCGUCACUCGGAAAAUAUCCUAGAAAAAUGACAAAGUGGUUGUUGCUGGUGGUGUGUCUUGGUAUAGCUUGUCAAGAUGUCACAAGCGCCGCUCAUCAAAAAAAAUCUUCAGAAGAUUUGGCACAUUCGAUGAAGGUGAUUUACGAAUGGAAACAUAUUGAUUAUGAUUUCGGUAGCGAGGAAAAAAGACAAGCUGCGAUUCAAUCUGGAGAAUAUGACCAUACGAAAAAUUAUCCCUUCGAUGUGGACAGAUGGCAUGAUAAGACAUUUGUCACCGUAGAAAGGUUCAAUGGUGUGCCUUCUUCUCUAAACGUAAUAACUAAUAAAAAAGGUAAAGGUGGACCUCUUCUACAACCUUAUCCCGAUUGGUCGUUUGCCAAGUACGAAGAUUGCUCUGGAAUCGUGAACGCUUUCAAAAUUGCGAUCGACAAGGUCGACAGAUUAUGGGUUCUGGACUCAGGUCUUGUCAAUAAUAAUAAUCUCAUGUGCUCUCCAAAAUUGCUAACCUUUGAUCUGAAUACCUCAAAAUUGCUUAAGCAAGUCGAGAUACCUCAUAAUAUUGCCGUAAAUGCCACCACAGGAAUGGGAGAAUUAGUAUCACUAGCUGUUCAAGUUAUAGAUCCUACGAAUACUAUGGUAUACAUAGCAGACGAAAGAGGUGAAGGUUUAAUCAUUUACCAAAAUUCCGACGAUUCCUUCCAUCGAUUGACUUCCAACACUUUCGAUUACGAUCCCAGAUAUACCAAACUGACAGUCGCUGGAGAAAGUUUCACAGUUAAAAAUGGAAUUUGUGGAAUUGCACUUAGUCCCGUGACGAACAAUCUUUAUUAUAGCCCUCUUGCUUCUCACAGUUUAUAUUAUGUUAACACGGAACCCUUCAUGAAAUCACAAUUUGAAGAAAAUAACGUGCAAUAUGAAGGAUCCCAAGAUAUUUUGAACACUCAAUCAUUCGCUAAAGCAGUAUCAAGAAAUGGCGUCCUCUUUGUCGGACUCGUGAGCAAUUCAGGUGUUGGCUGCGUGAAUGAGCAUCAAGUACUUCAGAAAGAAAAUUUCGAUGUUGUCGCUCAGAAUGAAGAGACACUUCAAAUGGUUGUUAGUAUGAAAAUCAUGCAAGAUCGCCAACAAUCCCGCAGAAUUAAUAAGUCUCAAAGGAAUGAAUAUAUGUUGGCUUUAAGUAACAGAAUGCAGAAAAUAAUAAACAAUAAUUUUAAUUUCGACGAAGUAAAUUUCCGAAUUUUGGGUGCGAAUGUAAACGAUUUAAUAAGAAACACUCGUUGCGUAAAUUCUAACAAUCAGAACGCUAACAAUCAGAAUGCUAACAAUCAAAAUGCUAACAACCAGAAUGCUAACAGUCAGAAUGCUAACAACCAGAAUGGUAACAAGCAGAGUGAUAACAAGCAAAAUGGUAACAUGCAAAAUGAUAACAUGCAAAAUGGUAACAAGCAGAAUGAUAACAAGCAGAAUGGUAACAGACAGAAUGAUAAUAGGCAGAAUGGUAACAGGCAAAAUGGUAACAGGCAAAAUGGUAACAGGCAAAAUGGUAACAGACAGAAUGAUAAUAAACAAAAUGAUAACAGGCAGAAUGAUAAGAGGCAGAAUGAUAAUAGACAGAAUGAUGAUAAUCAGAAUAAUCAGAAUGGUAACAAUCAAAAUGAUAAUCAAGUUCGUCAUUCUUCAAAAUCACAUUAAAUCAAUUACAUUAAAUUAAUUAGAAUGUAAACCAAAUUAUUUUUUAAAAUAUUUUCUCGAUGUAAA
Molecule: messenger RNA, 1830 nt
Organism: Apis florea (little honeybee)
Lineage: Eukaryota; Metazoa; Arthropoda; Insecta; Hymenoptera; Apidae
Gene: Mrjp3
Product: major royal jelly protein 3
Cellular component (GO): extracellular region
Source: RefSeq, a predicted model, not a curated record